AUGUAUUUGGAUCCAGUUAUAAUUCCUAAAGAAGACUUCUUUGAAGUAAUAGUUAUCGGUGCAGGGACUUGUGGCCUUGCAAUCACAAGUCGCCUAUGUGAAGAAUGCCCUGGUUCAGUCUAUAGUGAAGAUGAACAUCAACGAUUCUAUUGGUUGAGGAAACGUCAAGGAAGGGUUAAUUUUGUUUCUAAACAUGGUAAACCCAAUACAUUGCUUCACAGAAACAAAAAAUUCAAACCUGAAGAAAUACUAGUAUUAGAUGCCAUGAGUGAUAGAUUUUUAGGGCAAUGGGAUUCUCAAUUUGCUGCUUGUCAAAUACCGUUCUUGAGAUCUCCCAUGUUCUUUCAUUGUGAUCCUGUUAAUAUUGAUGGAAUGGUUUCAUUUGCACAUAUGGAAAACAGACAGAAGGAUCUUAUGGAAAUUACAAAUGUUGUAGGCAAAGAGGUCUCGAAGCAUAAACAGAAACGAAUCCAACAAAAGAGGACCCAGAAGACGAUUCCAUUACCUGGUGCUACUGAUACUGGAAUACAAGAUAAGCCUGGAAUUGUUGAUAUAAAUAUGCGAGAUUGGAAAGAUUAUUAUCGUCCUUCAACUCCGUUCUUUAGUGACUAUUGUAAAGAUAUUAUCAAACGCUAUAAUUUACAACUGAGAGUCAAAAAAGAUGAGGUUAUUUCAAUCGAAUACAAGUAUAUUUCGGUGGCAGGUACAGAUGAACAAGGAGAAGGUAUGGUAAUCCGCACAGCCAGCGGUAAAGUCUUUGGUUGUAAGAUAGGUAUUGUCACUAGUGGCCAUCGUGGGAGUAUAAACUAUCCAAUUACCCCGUUCACGGAGACCCACUUCCCAUAUGCUAGUUGCCACACUACUCAUUUGUUUACUAAACAGGUUAAUUUCCUUGAUGAAAGAUUCUUCAAUAAGACAAAUCUGCCUUGCAGUAUUGUAAUAGUUGGAGGUGGCUUAACGUCAGCACAGUUAGCUCAUGUCGCGGCUCAAGACCCAAGAAUCGACAAGGUUUAUUUAUUAUUCAGAGGUCCAGUUAAGAUAAAGCACUUUGAUUUCCAUUUGGACUGGGUUACAAAGUAUAAGAACGUCAAGAAAUCUGCGUUUUAUAUUUUGGAUACUGACGAAGAGAGAGCUCGGAUGAUUAAGGAUGCUAGAGAAGGUGGUUCAAUCAAUCCUGAAUAUUACAAGAAGUUGAACGCUCAUGUGAAAAGUGGUAAAGUUGAUUGGAUGAAGCAUACCGAAAUAGUAUCCCAAAACUGGGACCAAAAAUCGGAGAGAUGGGAUUUGAGUGUUGAGACCAAGACCAUGGGUAAAGAUCACAAAGAACUUGUUGUAGAAAAGAAGUUGUCCAAUAUACGUUAUAUCUAUUUCGCCACUGGUAUUAGAGCAGAUAUUCAAUCCCUUGAAUUUCUUCAACCGAUGAUGAAAGAAAAUCCCAUCGAAGUUGUGGAUGGAUUCCCAUGUCUUACGGAUAAUCUACAAUGGAACGAAAUUGUUCCCUUAUUUAUGCUGGGAAAGAAUGCAUCUCUUCGAAUUGGUCCAACAUCAGCCAAUUUAGAUGGUGCAAGAAGUGGAGCAGAGAGAAUUGGCUGGUAUAUUCAAGACCUUAAAGCUAAAGGUAAACUAGACUGGCUGUGUUGUAAAAUGAAUGGAUGUUGUUCGAGUGAAAGCAAUAUUCUUUCUUUGGAAGACAAAAUCGAUUUGGACUGUCAGGAAGAAAGUGACGAUGGGCUGUCUUAUCAAACUCACUUGAAGCUUGCCAGUGGACAGAUGAACUGGUUUACUUUACUUGAUUCAACCUAG
Messenger RNA from Hemisphaericaspora subhashii, 1803 nucleotides. RefSeq lists its product as uncharacterized. Lineage: Eukaryota; Fungi; Ascomycota; Pichiomycetes; Serinales; Debaryomycetaceae. The transcript has a single exon. Bases 1 to 1803 code for a protein of 600 amino acids. The record is from RefSeq and is a predicted model, not a curated record.